AUUAAUAAUAGAGUGAUUUGGACGUUCGCCACAUGAGGUCAUCUUUUCUUUCAAAACAAAUAAAAUGGCGGCGCGCCUGCGAUGGGGACUUCACCAGUUGUUGCGGUCAAGAAACGCUUUCCCUCUUAGGUUUCCAGCCAAGUCAAGAAGCUCAUACCACACACAAUGCACCGGCCAGAGCCUUAGGAAAGCUCAACUUCUGCCCGCUGCAGGAGUCCCUCGUUUCACAAUGCGACACCUGUCCAUCCAGACACAAGAUACUCCAAACCCCAGGAGCUUGAAGUUUCUCCCUGGUAAACCUGUCUUAGGAUCUGGGACUCUGGAUUUUCCUUCUCCAAGCUCCGCAGAGUGCUCAUCUUUGGCCAGGGACCUCUUUGAGAUUGAAGGAGUUAAAAGUGUAUUCUUUGGCCCUGACUUCAUUACAGUGACUAAGGCAGAUGAUGAUGUGGAAUGGACAGAUAUUAAGCUUCAUGCUGUGGAGGCCAUUGCUAAGUUCUUUGAGAGUGGAGACUCCAUAACAACUGGAGAAGUGCACCAUGAGAGCAGUUUUUCUGAAGAUGAUGAUGAAGUUGUAUCAAUGAUAAAGGAACUGCUGGAUACAAGAAUCAGACCUACCGUGCAGGAGGAUGGUGGUGAUGUCAUCUUCAAGGGCUUUGAGGACGGCACUGUCAAGCUGAAGCUGGUGGGAUCUUGCACAGGCUGUCCCAGUUCCACAGUUACCCUUAGGAACGGAAUUCAGAACAUGCUACAGUUUUACAUCCCAGAGGUGGAUGAUGUGGAACAGGUGGAAGAUGAGGUGGAUGAAAUUAAUGCAAAAGUGUUUGCAGAUUUAGAGAGAAAACUUCAAGAUUAAAACUGUGCUUGGCUCAUGUUCUAACAGUUGUAGAAAAUUGCUUUCCCUCUAUUAAACAAAGGCUGUCUGUGCUUAAACUAGUUACCAUACCACAUUUAUUUCACUCAGAGAAAAAUAUUCUCUUUGUAUCUAUGCACACUGUUAGUCUUCAGGUUAUGAUUAAUUCAAACACAUACUUUAUGCACAUAUUACCAAGGAAGAAAGCUUUAUCACAGUAGUCCUUUUUCCAACAAGACAGAAUAUGCCACUGUAAAGAUUUCUGUAAAUUUUGUUUCUUUUUAAUAUUGAUAUUGUACAUUUUGAAAUGAAAUACAAUGGCAGUUGUUGAGCUUGAUAAUGAUGUGUGUCUGUUGCUGGGUCCAGGAUGACAGGUCAUGUGGGACAUAGUACAACUGUGAGUGAGUGCCCUGUGAAUUCAUCAUCCUGGUAAUUAUGUAUUUAUAGCCAUUCAUUGAGUGGAAGUAGGUGCAAAGUUCAGAUAUGUGCAAAAAAUCUAUGUUGACUCUGCGUUAGGGCUGUGAUAUAUUUAUUCUGUUACAUUAAACAUUGAUUCACCUCGUGAAAGCGAACGUCAUGCUUUUUAAUGAUCAAGUCUUAUUAAUUUUGGAGAUUUCUGCAAGGGAAAGUCCAAUAUGUUUAAUAUGCUACUGCAAAUAUACAGUGCCUUGCAAAA
Molecule: messenger RNA, 1526 nt
Organism: Lampris incognitus (smalleye Pacific opah)
Lineage: Eukaryota; Metazoa; Chordata; Actinopteri; Lampriformes; Lampridae
Exons: 8
Coding region: 65-853 (262 amino acids)
Biological process (GO): iron-sulfur cluster assembly
Cellular component (GO): mitochondrion
Molecular function (GO): iron ion binding; iron-sulfur cluster binding
Source: RefSeq, a predicted model, not a curated record